AUGACGGAUUCGCCCGACAACGGCACCGGCACUGGCGCCGGCCAGAAGCGUCCCCGGAGCCCCAACACUGACCAAGACGACACCGCGCCUCCCCGAGAGCCCGUCCCCGACAACUCGAGCGUCCCCAAGCCAAAGCGAUUGGCAUGCAUGAUAUGCCGGAAGCGCAAGCUCAAGUGCGACGGCGUCCGUCCCAGCUGCAGCACCUGUUCCCGCCUGGGACACGCCUGCGCCUACGAUGAGCAGAGGAGAAAGAGCGGUCCCAAGCGCGGCUAUGUCAAGGCCCUCGAGGAGCGACUGAAGCAAGUCGAGACGCUGCUAAAGACCCAAGAGCCGCCCACAAAUGUGCCAAAGACACUGAACGUCCCCAUGCCCGCGCCGCCUCAGACGACGUCGCCCGCUAACCUCAACAUUACGAAUGCGACCAUGGGCUUGACGGGUGAUCGCGAUAUGGAUCGAUGGAACUUCAAUGGAGAGUCGCCACAAACAGGCGCCAUCGAGGAUUUCAACUUUAAUGCCAGCAUGAACAUGGGCGGCAUGAAUAAUGUCGGCGGUACCUUUACCUGGGAGAUGAUCGGUCUGGGCCUCGAGGAGCCUCUGCCACCCCAGGAGACGAUUGACGAGCUUCACCAGAUCUACUUUGAAAAGGUUCAUCCGUCCAUCCCCAUGAUCCACAAGUACCGAUACCUCGCCGCCAUGAACCUCGCGCCGAACCAGCGCCCACCCGUUUGUCUGCGGUAUGCCAUGUGGACCCUGGCAUGCACCAUCACAGACAAGUAUGCAGAUCUGAAAGAUCUGUUUUACCGGAGAGCACGCAAGUAUGUCGAGGCGGAUUACGUCAAGGGCUACGGAGAACACAUGAUCUCCAUCGCUCAUUGCCAGACGCAUAUCCUUCUGUCAUCUUAUGAGAUGAAGAUGAUGUACUUUCCCCGAGCCUGGGUGAAUACGGGCUCUGCUAUUCGUCUCGCUCAGAUGACUGGUCUUCAUAGACUAGACGGCACUGGCCUCGACGUUAAGCAAUGUCUUGCACCCCCGAAAGAUUGGACCGAGAGAGAAGAGCGCCGUCGAACAUUCUGGAUGGCAUUCUGCCAAGAUCGAUAUGCCAGUAUCGGCACCGGCUGGCCCAUGACAAUCGAUGAGCGCGACAUCAUGACCAACCUCCCCUCUUCAGAAGAGGCUUUCAAUAUGAGCAGGCCCGAGCAGACACAGUCGUUGAGCGAAUGCACCAGUCCGAUGGGAGCGGGUAAACUGUCUCCUUAUGGAGGCAUCGUGCUCAUGGCCUGCUUGUUCGGACGAAACUUGGUACAUCUGCAUCGUCCUGAUGUUGACGACCUCGAUCACGACCUAAACGGCCCAUUCUGGAAGCGUCAUCGCCAGAUGGACAACAUCCUUCUCAACACAUCCCUCUGUCUACCCCCUCAACUCAAACUCCCUUCGGGCUUGUCGAACCCCAAUAUUGUCUUUACAAACAUGAGCAUCCACACUUCGACCAUCUGCCUGCACCAAGCCGCCAUCUUCAAGGCGGAGAAGAACAAGCUUCCUGCGUCGGUUAGCGCAGAGAGCAAGGUUCGAUGUAUUACAGCGGCAAACGAAAUUGCCAGCAUCAUGCGAAUGAUUUCUCACAUGGACCUCUCAACAGUGAACCCCUUUAUCUCCUUCUGCCUCUACGUGUCGGCACGAGUGUUUGUGCAGUACCUCAAGAGCCGACCUGACGAUAGCCAAACGGCCGACUCGCUCCGAUUCCUCCUUUCAGCCAUGAAUGCGCUGAAACGACGGAACCCCCUGACCGAAUCGUUCCUCGUCCAGCUCGAUGUCGAUUUGGAGGCCCUUGCUUUGAGGAUCCCCAAGCUCAAGACUGCAUUCCCACGCAACAGCGAUAGCCCCUCUGCGAAGAAUCCGGGAUCCCCCAGUGUGCCGAGGUGCGACAACCCCGAAGGUGUUCAGGGCAUUCUCGCGUACCGCAAUGAAUGCCACUUCAUGAAGAUGGCCGGCGACGAUGGAAAUCCAGCAGCAGCCCCCGACAUCGUGGAACCCAACGUUGGUGGAGAUGGACAGAACAUGGGGGCAGCUGGCGAUGGGAGCUUCAGUGGCCAGACAUGGAUUUCAUCUGAUCAACAGUUGCCCAUUCUCACGCCAAGCUCCGGAGCAACCUUUGACAAGAACGGGACUGGAAGCGGACCGAUGUCAGGCUUUGGGGAUCUUGGGGGAGACGGCCAGGACGCAUCAGGAUCGCCAGACGGAGUACAAUCGAACCGACCGACACCGAACUCGAGCACAGGAUCUGACCAACGAGGCCACUUGGCUCCCGGACAGAUGAACGGAUCGAACCCCAACUCUUUCAACACGAGCCCGAUAUCACCGAACCAGACAAUGAUGAACACUGGCGUACUUGACGGAAACACACAAGGAUUCUUUGCAGACCCGUCUGGCUUCACGAUACCGGCUGGUCUAGAUCAGAAUGGAGCGUUUACGAUGCCAGACGGAUGGGAUAUUCAAGGACAGACCGGGGUACCGCAAGUGGGCGAGGGCGUUUUGAGGGCUUUGAUGAACAUGGGACCAAUGGAUGCCAUGGAUUUGGGGUCAUGGGAAACAAGAAACAACUGA
Messenger RNA from Fusarium keratoplasticum, 2601 nucleotides. Its product is annotated as Zn(2)-C6 fungal-type domain-containing protein. The transcript is spliced from 6 exons. Gene Ontology annotation, biological process: DNA-templated transcription; regulation of DNA-templated transcription. Gene Ontology annotation, molecular function: zinc ion binding; DNA binding; DNA-binding transcription factor activity, RNA polymerase II-specific. Gene Ontology annotation, cellular component: nucleus. Bases 1 to 2601 code for a protein of 866 amino acids. The record is from RefSeq and is a predicted model, not a curated record. Lineage: Eukaryota; Fungi; Ascomycota; Sordariomycetes; Hypocreales; Nectriaceae.